AUUUAAAAUUUUUUUUUAAUAAUAUUGACAGUGGCACUCAUAAUUUUUAUUUAGAUAGUGGCACUCUUAAUAAUUGUUGAUAUGAUACAGAAGUUCCUAGAAAGUUUGGUCACCCAACUUUACCAACUGUUAUUAAAACUGUUUUAAUUUUCGGUUUCUUUUUAAUCUUUAGAAGGGCUCUUUUAAUUAAAAAAGUAGCAGUUGCUUUCGAUUUAAAUCAAUUCUUUUACAACCUCACCAAUAGCCAUUGGGUCACGAAUGAGCGGUCAAACAUUCGAUAGAACAAUUGACUCGGAGGAGGAAGGAUUGUGUACAUAGGGGUGCAUCCAAGAUACUGAAUCAGGAUUAAGCGCCCUAUGCAACUGAAACAAAAUUCGAUCGAACGACUGGUUACUUCUCGAUCGGUUCGAAAAAAUGCGUGUUUCUUAAUUCAACUGAAACGUUACGAACGUUUUUUAUCACGUGACCAGCACGAUAGCUUGACUUCGAAGGUUGAGGUUCGAUAGAACUUCUCUGACCAAUCACAGGCCAGAAUUGUAUCGUGGUGUUUGUUGACGAUUACAAUGGCGGAUUUUUUACUUCUUUUACGAAACGAAAAAAUAAAAAAUAAAAUCCCGAGAUAUUUACGGGAUUAUAUGAAUCCUCUUGAUCUUUCAGAAGAGCAAUUUAUAAGCCGCUAUCGCUUGACUCGAGAAUCUUAUUUAUAUGUGUGUGACUUGUUAGAGAGCAAAAUAAAGCUAAAGACAUCAGGCCAUACCGUUGAACAACAGGUAUUAAUGACUCUCAGUCUACUUGCUUCAGGAUCAUUCCAAGGCGUGACUGCUGACAGCAAAUUUUCAGAGAUGUCGCAGUCAUCAGUGUCAAGAAGCUUGGGUAGAGUGACGAAAGCUCUAGUGGAUAUACUUCCAAUGUUUAUAAAAUUUCCCUCUACUGACCAAGAGAAGCGGAACACAAGAAUGAAAUUUUUUGAAGCUAGUGGCUUUCCAAGACUAUUGGGAAUAAUUGAUGGGACACAUAUACCGAUUCAAAGACCGCCAUCAGAUGACUGGUUUAUGUACAUAAAUCGAAAAAGCAUUUUUUCGAUUAAUGUUCAAUUAGUAUGUGAUAAAGAUCUGAAAAUUUCAAAUGUGGUGGCACGGUGGCCAGGUAGUGUUCACGAUGCAUACAUUUGGGCUGCCUGUGAAUUGAGGAGAGUAUUAACAUCAGGCACAGAUUAUUUAAUUGGAGAUGCCGGAUAUCCAUUAGAGCCUUGGUUGUUAAAACCCUAUGAUACUCCCACAACUGCAAUUGAAGAAAAUUUCAAUAAAAAACUAAGAUCCCUCCGGAGUUCUGUCGAGAGGUGUAAUGGAGUAUUAAAAUCAAGAUUUAGGUGUCUUCAUAAAUCAGGUGGCAACUUAUUAUAUAGUCCAUCUAAAUCAUGCCAGAUAAUCAUGGCUUGUUGUGUGUUACACAACAUUUGCAUUGAAAGAAAUAUUCCUUUGUUGGAGUAUAUAGAAGAUGACAAUGAUGAUGACGAACCAGAUGAUUUGCCAACAAAUACUAGUGUGUAUGCUAGAGGGUGUUUGGCACGUAGUUCAAUAGCUCAAAAUCUAAGCGAAAGAUAAAGAAUUUUAUGACUCUUGUUUGCUAAUAGUGUUAUUACUUACAAAUAUGGUAUAAUAAUUGUUUGAUGUAGUACAUUUUUCUGAAUCUUUUGUUUAAUAUAAAAUUUGUAAUGU
Messenger RNA from Parasteatoda tepidariorum (common house spider), 1718 nucleotides. Its product is annotated as putative nuclease HARBI1. NCBI's taxonomy places the organism in Eukaryota, Metazoa, Arthropoda, Arachnida, Araneae, Theridiidae. The record is from RefSeq and is a predicted model, not a curated record.